Messenger RNA from Balaenoptera acutorostrata (minke whale), 3483 nucleotides. It is a transcript of the gene OVCH1, whose product is annotated as ovochymase 1. The transcript has 27 exons. Gene Ontology annotation, molecular function: serine-type endopeptidase activity. The record is from RefSeq and is a predicted model, not a curated record. Lineage: Eukaryota; Metazoa; Chordata; Mammalia; Artiodactyla; Balaenopteridae. Gene Ontology annotation, biological process: proteolysis.
AUGCUCUCCCACACAGGACUGAAGUGCGGAAUUCGUGCAGUUGAUUCGAAAAGUACAGAAACUAUCUUGGAAUCGGGGUUCUUCUCGAGAAUUAGUAGCUGGGGAAAUUCAACAGUUGGUGGACACCCGUGGCAGGUCUCCCUGAAAUUAGGUAGGCAGCACUUCUGUGGAGGAAGCUUGAUUCAAGAUGAUCUGGUGGUUACAGCAGCACACUGCCUGGCUAGCCUCGAUGAGAAGCAAAUUAAGCGUCUGACUGUGACUGCUGGGGAGUAUAACUUCUUUCAGAAGGAUAAGGAGGAACAGAAAAUUCCUGUCUCAGAAAUUAUUAUCCAUCCCAAAUACAACAGACUUGGAUAUAUGAGUUUUGAUAUUGCACUGCUAUAUCUAAAACACAAAGCCAACUUUGGAACUACUGUUCAGCAGAUCUCUAUUCCCCAUAGAGGUGAUACAUUUGAAGAAGGGAUUUUUUGCAUGGCCAGUGGAUGGGGCAAGAUUUCAGAGACAGCAGAAUAUUCAAAUGUCCUACAGGAAGUGGAACUUCCCAUCAUGGAUGACAGAACAUGUAAAACUAUGCUCAAGGGUAUGAACCUUCCUCCCCUGGGAAGGACCAUGUCGUGUGCCGGUUUUCCUGAUGGGAAAAAGGAUGCCUGCCAGGGGGACUCUGGAGGUCCACUUGUUUGUAGAAGAGACGAUGGAAACCGGGUUCUUGCUGGGAUAACUUCCUGGGGAGCUGGUUGUGCUAGAGGCUGGAAUCCUUUCAGAAAUAAACAUAGAAGGGCAUCACCUGGCAUUUUUUCCAAGGUGUUUGAGUUAAUGGAUUUUAUCACUCAGACCAUGACAGAUUGUAGACCUCAGGGAACAGUAUUAUUUGGAGAAAAUGGGAAGAUUCGUUAUCCCCAUUCGAAAGAGAGCAACCAUUCUCAUAAUCGCUUACGUAUCUGGAAAAUAAUGGUACCAGAAAAUAAAAUUAUCCUAAUAAAAUUUACAAGCUUAGACAUAGAAAAUCAAGUUGAAUGUGACCAUGACUAUGUAUCUUUACAAUCAAGCAGUGGAGUGCUUAUUAGUAAGGUCUGUGGAAAUAUAUUGCCCACACCAUUGCUGACAGAGACCAGUGAGGCCACAGUUACCUUUGUUUCUGAUACAGACAACAGUGGCAGCAGCUUUGAGCUUACCUUUACUGCUGUACGGAAGAACUCAGAAGCAGGUUCAGGAUGUGGGAGUGGGGCUGUGCUGGUGGUGGAAGGGAUGAUUCACUCUGCGGGCUAUCCUCACCUGUAGCCCAGGAAUGUAGGGUGUCACUGGUUGAUUCAUGCUCCAGAGAAACACAUUAUAAAGUUGACACUUGAAGACCUUAGUAUUGAAUUUAACCAAAACUGUACUCAUGCUGUUGUGAUUUAUGGUGAUCCUGAAGAGGAACAUGGGGUGGCUAAGCUUUGUGAAAUCUUGAACCCUACUCGGGUAUUCAGUCCUGGUAACAUGAUGGUGAUUCAUUUUAAAAGUGAUGGUGAAAAGAAUUUCCAACGCUUCAAGGCUAGAUUCAGCAUUUUACCCUCAGGGUGCUUGAAUCACCUAGGUAGCAAAAUUAAAAUGCAGAUUCCUGGGCCUGGCCCCAAAGAUUUUGAUUCUGUAGAUGUGGAAUGGGGCCCUGAAACCUGUGCUUUAAGAAGUACUUCAGAUGAUGCCAAGAAACUAUGUCCACUAGAUUAUCAAAAAAUAUUCCAAGCACCUUAUAUGAAAAGCUCUUUAAACAAAAUUGGAUCAACAUCAUCUUCCAAAACCAAUGCUGUAUCUUCUACAAAAGAUAUUCCAUAUGGUGUCUGUGGCAUCCCUCCAUUUAGUCCCCAGUGGCUUUCCAGGAGAAUUGCAGGAGGGGAAGAAGCCUGCCCCCACUGCUGGCCGUGGCAGGUGGGUUUGAGGUUUCUAGGCAAUCACCAGUGUGGAGGUGCCAUCAUCAGCUCUAUUUGGAUUCUGACUGCAGCCCAUUGUGUGCAAUCGAAAAAUAAUCCACUCUUGUGGACCAUUGUUGCUGGAGACCAUGACAGAACCUUGAAGGAACCAACUGAGCAGGUGAGAAGGGCAAAACACAUCGUGGUGCACGAAGACUUUGACAGACUGACCUUUGACUCUGACAUCGCCCUAAUACAGCUGAGCUCUGCUCUGGAGUUCAACUCAGUGGUGAGGCCAGUGUGUCUCCCGCACAGCACGGAACCUCUGUUUUCCUCUGAGAUCUGUGUUGUGACUGGAUGGGGAAGCGUUAGUGAAGAUGGUGGCCUAGCGAGUCGCUUACAGCAGAUUCAAGUGUCCGUGUUAGAAAGAGAGGUCUGCGAACGCACUUACUAUUCUGCCCAUCCAGGAGGGAUUACAGAGAAGAUGAUCUGUGCUGGCUUUGCAGCAUCUGGACGGAAAGAUGUGGGUCAGGGAGAUUCUGGUGGGCCAUUAGUAUGUAAACAUGAAAAAGCUCCCUUUGUCCUCUAUGGCAUUGUCAGCUGGGGAGCCGGCUGUCCCCAGCCAAGGAAGCCAGGCGUAUUUGCCAGGGUGAGUGUCUUCUUGGACUGGAUUCAAUCCAAAAUCAAAGGUCCUGUUUUACUUCAGAUAAAUAAAAAAAGCAAAAUCUUAACAAGACAACAAUUGCCACCACCCACACCUUCAAGAGACAGUGCAUCUGGGCCAGGCUGUUACUCUGAAGUGGAGCUGGAAGAGCCCAGAGGCUUUUUUUCCUCUCCAAGAUAUCCACUGGAUUAUAGAGGAAAACUGGAAUGUUCUUGGGUGCUCAGAGUUUCACCAAGCAGUAUGGCAAAAUUUACGGUUGAGUAUCUGUCACUCCCUGGGUCUCAUGUGUGUCGCGAUUCAGUUCUGACUAUUUAUGAAGAAAACCGCAAUGAGAGAAGGAUGUCAGGUGAAUUAUGUGGGAGAAGGCUUUACCCAAUGAUUUUCGUGAGCUCUGGACCACUGGUGAGGGUGACAUUUCAUUCCCGUGUGCAAGGUGCUUUUGGCAUAAAUUAUAUUGUCUUUAGAGUCCAAGGUCCAAAGGGCAGUAAGACUACCAAAUUUCUUCAGAGUUCAAACCAAGAGCAUGUGACCACUUGUGAUGAUGUUAUUCUGACCAAACCAACAGGAAUCAUAGAAAUCCCAAGAUAUUUUCACAGAACCACUAUGAGCUGCCACUGGAGAUUAUUAGCCCCUUUAAAUCACAUCAUUCGCCUUGAUAUUGUCAACUUCCAGAUGCAACCAAUGCCCUUGGCCUGUCAGGGUCACCUGUGGGUUUACGAAGGAUUUGGAUCAGGCAAAAAAUUAAUAGGAGAUCUAUGUAAAGGAGAUUCACCUUCAUUAAAAUCUCAUGGUCCUCUUAUGAUGUUGAUUUUCACAUACAAUUCUGAUAAUGUGAGAAAUGUUGGAUGGAGAACACAAAGAAGAUUUGCAUCAAGUUCAAAUUAUGUAAAUGAAAGUAUACCGAUGUCCAGUAUUGGAUUUGAUUCCAGUUAG